Molecule: messenger RNA, 2694 nt
Organism: Pipistrellus nathusii (Nathusius's pipistrelle)
Lineage: Eukaryota; Metazoa; Chordata; Mammalia; Chiroptera; Vespertilionidae
Source: the annotation of a GenBank genome assembly
AUGGCUGCGGCGGCCCAGCUCUCCCUAACACAGUUAUCAAGUGGGAAUCCUACAUAUGAAAAAUACUAUAGACAGGUUGAUACAGGCAAUACUGGAAGGGUAUUAGCUUCUGAUGCUGCCGCUUUCCUGAAAAAAUCAGGGCUUCCAGACUUGAUACUUGGAAAGAUUUGGGAUUUAGCUGACACAGAUGGCAAAGGUUUCCUGAACAAACAAGAAUUCUUUGUUGCUUUGCGUCUUGUGGCAUGUGCCCAGAAUGGACUGGAUGUUUCACUGAGUAACUUGAACUUGGCUGUCCCUCCACCAAGAUUUCAUGAUACCAAUAGUCCCUUGCUAACUAGUGGAACUUCUGCCUCGGAGCUCCCAUGGGCUGUAAAAUCUGAAGAUAAAGCCAAAUAUGACGCAAUUUUUGAUAGUUUAAGUCCAGUUAAUGGAUUUCUGUCUGGUGAUAAAGUGAAACCAGUGUUGCUCAACUCUAAGUUACCUGUGGAUAUUCUUGGAAGAGUUUGGGAGUUGAGUGAUAUUGACCAUGAUGGAAUGCUUGACAGAGAUGAGUUUGCAGUUGCCAUGUUUUUGGUGUACUGUGCACUUGAGAAAGAACCUGUGCCAAUGUCCUUGCCUCCAGCCUUGGUGCCACCUUCAAAGAGGAAAACGUGGGUUGUAUCACCUUCAGAAAAAGCUAAAUAUGAUGAAAUCUUCCUGAAAACUGAUAAAGAUAUGGAUGGAUUUGUUUCUGGAUUGGAAGUCCGUGAAAUCUUUCUGAAGACAGGUUUACCUUCUGCCUUACUAGCCCACAUUUGGGCAUUAUGUGACACAAAGAACUGUGGGAAGCUUUCAAAGGAUCAGUUUGCCUUGGCUUUUCACUUAAUCAAUCAGAAAUUAGUUAAGGGCAUUGAUCCUCCUCAUAUUCUUACUCCUGAGAUGAUUCCACCAUCAGACAGGGCCAAUUUACAAAAGAACAUAGGAUCAAGUCCUGUUGCAGAUUUCUCUGCUAUUAAGGAGCUAGACACCCUUAACAAUGAACUAGUUGACCUACAAAGGGAAAAGAAUAAUGUGGAACAGGAUCUUAAGGAGAAAGAAGAUACUCUUAAACAGAGGACAAGCGAGGUUCAGGAUCUUCAAGAUGAAGUUCAAAGGGAGAGUACUAACCUGCAAAAUCUCCAGGCCCAGAAACAGCAAGUACAGGAACUCCUCGAUGGGCUGGAUGAGCAGAAAGCCCAGCUGGAGGAACAACUCCUGGAAGUCAGAAAGAAAUGCUCUGAGGAGGCCCAGCUGAUCUCAUCCCUGAAAGCUGAAUUAACUAGUCAAGAAUCGCAGAUCUCCACUUAUGAAGAAGAGCUGGCCAAAGCUAGGGAAGAGCUGAGUCGCCUGCAGCAAGAAACAACAGAAUUGGAGGAGUGUGUGGAGUCAGGGAAGGCCCAGCUGGGACCUCUUCAGCAGCAACUGCAAGAUUCACAGCAAGAAAUUAAUUCAAUACAAAUGAAAUUGAUGGAAAUGAAAGAGCUGGAAAACCAUAAUAAUCAAUUAAAUUGGUGCAGUAGUCCACACGGCAUUCUUGUAAAUGGCACUACAGAUUAUUGCAGCCUCAGUACCAGUAGCAGUGAAACAGCCAACCUGAAUGAACAUGCUGAAGGCCCGAGUAACAUAGAGUCUGAGCCCAUACACCAGGAGUCUCCAGUAAGAAGUAGUCCUGAAACACUGCCUUGUGGUGUGACUGAUGAAAUCGAAGUGGUGACUGCAGCUGUUAAUGAAAAAGUUUGUCCUGAAUUUAACAGUGACAGCCAUUCAAAAGAGGAAGACCCAUUUACUGUAGAAUCGGGUUCCCUGACAGAUCCAGUUGCAGAUACAAACUUGGAUUUUUUCCAGUCUGAUCCUUUUGUUGGCAGUGACCCUUUCAAGGAUGAUCCUUUUGGGAAAAUUGAUCCAUUUGGAGGUGAUCCUUUCAAAGGCUCAGAUCCAUUUGCAUCUGACAGUUUCUUCAAACAAUCUCCUCCUGACCCCUUUGUCACGUCCGGCACUGACCCUUUCAGUGCAGCCAGCAAUAGCAGUAUAACAUCGGUAGAAACACUGAAACACAACGAUCCUUUUGCUCCCGGUGGAACAGUUGUUGUUGCAGCCAGUGAUUCAGCCACAGACCCUUUUGCUUCUGUUUUUGGAAAUGAAUCAUUUGAAGAUGGAUUUGCUGACUUCAGCACAUUGUCAAAGGCUAACAAUGAAGAUCCUUUCAGUUCAGCCCCACUGAACUCUGCCAACAAUGUGGUCCUUACAAAAAAUGUACUGGAGGAAGCACCAGUCAAAAGUGAAGAUGUACCCCCAGCACUGCCACCGAAGAUUGGAACUCCAACAAGACCCUGCCCACCACCACCUGGGAAAAGACCCACCAACAAAUUGGAUUCUUCCGACCCCUUUAAACUGAAUGAUCCAUUUCAGCCUUUCCCAGGCAAUGAUAGCCCCAAAGAAAAAGAUCCUGAUAUGUUUUGCGAUCCAUUUACUACCACUACCACUACCAAUAAAGAGGCUGACCCAGGCAAUUUUGCUAACUUCAGUGCUUAUCCCUCUGAAGAAGAUAUGAUCGAAUGGGCCAAGAGGGAAAGUGAGCGAGAGGAAGAGCAGAGGCUUGCCCGACUGAAUCAGCAAGAGCAAGAAGACUUAGAACUGGCCAUCGCCCUGAGCAAAUCUGAGAUUUCGGAAGCAUGA